Messenger RNA from Pangasianodon hypophthalmus (striped catfish), 5548 nucleotides. Its product is annotated as butyrophilin subfamily 1 member A1-like. The transcript has 6 exons. The record is from RefSeq and is a predicted model, not a curated record. NCBI's taxonomy places the organism in Eukaryota, Metazoa, Chordata, Actinopteri, Siluriformes, Pangasiidae. The coding region runs from base 125 to 943 and encodes 272 amino acids. Gene Ontology annotation, biological process: negative regulation of T cell proliferation; cellular response to lipopolysaccharide; immune response. Gene Ontology annotation, cellular component: external side of plasma membrane.
CACAGAUUCAGACAUUGUGUUAGACGGAAAGCACCAGAACCCUACACAACCCUGACGCACACUGAGAACGUUAAGAGCGUUAAAGGAAAAUCUGCAGACACUCAGCAAGAGUCUUACAGGCAUCAUGACCCUCCUUUGUAUUUACAUCUUAUGGGUCGCUGCCUGUGUGGACUCCAUCAGUGCAGAUUCACACAUUACUGUAUCAGCUCGAGUGGGUUCCACAGUCGUCCUGCCAUGUAACCUGAGAAAUGUGUUCACCAAAACACCACGUGUUCGAUGGCACAACGAUGUUGGGUUUGUGUUUGAGCGAAGCAGUGGUGGUACGCAAAUAGACCCAGGAUAUGAAGGACGUGUGGACAUUCCUGAAAACGAGCUGCGUAAAGGAAACUGUUCCCUGGUGUUGAAGAACGUCAGAAUCACUGAUGACGGUGCCUAUAGAUCCUUUGUGGUGGAACACGUGGACAGAACUAACACAGACAAAAUGCAAGAUAUCAGCAGGGUUAAACUCUCAGUUGAUGCUUUUCAGAUAUCUGCUCAAGUGGGUUCCACAGUUGUCCUGCCGUGUGAAUGGAGCGAUCUGCCCAUCCAAACACCUCACGUUGAGUGGUAUAUCGAUUCCCAGACUGUGUUUGAGCGAAAGGGUAAAGAGUCAUUUCAGGGUGAGGGAUAUGAGGGUCGUGUGGACGUUCCUGAGGAUGAGCUGCUUAAAGGAAUCUGUUCCCUGGUGUUGAAGAACGUCAGUGCUACUGAUGCUGCUGUCUACAGAAGCUCCAUGGUAGUGACACACACAAAGAAAUCUGUCUUGGUCCAGAAAGUUGAACUCUCAGUCUACAAAAAUCCUGAAAAGAGGGAAGAGGAGCCAUCAGGUGAAGCUGGAAUAAAUUGGCCUCACCUGCUGAUCUUCAUCCUUUCCCUCUUUAUGUGUUUUCUCUUCUCACGUUGAGGAAACAUCAGCGUGAUCUCUCUGAGUACAGAGACUGAUUUAGGAAAAAGAAACAAGGAAGAUUUCAGUGUCUUUCAUCUACAUUGUCAACAAGUGAACAACUGUGAGGUUCAUGAGAACAUUUCUGACCCACAUAAAGCUGUGAUGCUGAAACACCACAAUAUCAGCACGUGAGAAAGACUCGGUAUGACCAAGAGCAUCAUACAAUCAUAGCUCCUAACAGUUGUUGGCUUCUCCUGUCUGCUUUGUCUGUUUUUUUAUAUAUUGGUUAUACUUUUUAGUGCAGAUGAGAGUAGUGUCUAAAGGUGUUGAUUUGAUUUGGAGGCAUUUAUUUGGUCUCCACUGAUUCUUAUUUCACUGCCUUUGAGCAGGUGCCAGCUUCUUUACACUGACCCAAAUACACAACUUUAAUUUACUCCACAGUGUAAAUUAACCAGUAAAGUUCAAGGAGUGUGUUCAUAAAGCGUUCUUAAGUGUGGAAUGAAGCCUGCAUUAUGAUAAGUGCUCUGAGCGUACAAGGUGCCUGAGGCAUUUCAGGUGUGUUUUAACUUGGUGACCAAGCUAGGGAACAGACCCAGCAAUCAUGCAUGUCAGGUUGCUGGAAAACCAAAUCAAUUCAGUUCAAUUAAAUUAAAUUUUAUUUUUAUAGCGCUUUUAACAAUGGACCUUGUCACAAAGCAACUUUACAGAAAUGGUGAGGGCGACAGCAUCCAAAUAUCCCAGUUUACCAAAACAUUCUAUGCCCUUAAGCCCUCCAGAUCUGUGCCUUUUUCAAACACUGAUACUGUGUCUGAAUCCAGAACACUAAUUGGAAGGCUGUCCCAUAACCGUGGGGCUUUGUAAGAGAGCGUUCUGCCCCCUGUUGUAGACUGCACUAUUCAAGAUACCAAAAAAGAGCCUGCACCUUUGAUCAAACAGGCGUGCCCCACCUUGUAACUUACAGGACUUAAAGGAUCUGCUGCUAAGAUCUCGGUGCCAGAUACCACAGCACACCUUCAGAGGUCUUAUGGAGUCCAUGCCUCGACAGGUCAGGACCUACACAAUAUUAGGCAGGCGGUUGAACUCUGAAUAAGUGGCUGGAAGUGUUCGGGAUCUUUGUUGUAAUUCACAGCCAUCACUUUAUUAAGCUUUUCUUUCGUGACUGAUAUGUGAGCUCAUCGUUGAUCGCUGAUGGUACUAGCCCAUCUCAGGAGAUGGAGGAGAUGUUACAGUGCAGUGAUGUUUUCUCCUGGUCUAACAGUCAGAGUCAUGACAGAUCUAAUCAGAUGUUCAUCAAUGAGUAAACUGAAUCCCACAAUGACCAGCAAUGACUAACACCUUAAUGAACAUCUUAAUUAAGACAGUGUGACAAUCUGCAAAUACAUGUUGAGGUAGUUGUAUGGAAUUUCUUUAUUAACAAUACAGCAAAAUUCGGUUAAUGCACCCGUUAACCUUCCUGGUACUGUUGGUUUAUUAGUUUAUCCUCUUUCAGUCUUUUAGCCUGUUUUAUCACUCUCUCAUUCACUUCUCCAUCUCUGAGCUGAAGCUGAAACAUACAGUUCUGUACACUUUUAGGAAGUACACUGGACAAGUUUAGAAAGUUUGCUGCUGUAACUUGUUACUUGUAGCUGUAGCAGCAAUGUGCAGUGUUAUUUGUCACAGAGGACUUCAGUUUACAUAGUUUACAUCCUGUGUUACCUGGAAUCCACAGCACAUGUGGCAAAAAAGGUCACCAGCUUCUCUUUUUUCUGUAUCGAAAUUAAUAAGACAAAAAAAAAAAAAACUCAGCUUGUCAUGUUACUGCAAAACCGCAAAGCAAAUAUCUCCUCUGUCCUGAAGAAGUCAGAAAUCUUGAAGUUACAGCUUUACCUCUGACAGUUACAGAAUGAUUUACAUUGUCAUUUUGUCAUUGAUUUAUUUAACCACACCUCUCAGAAUAUAACAUUACAAUGACAUCCACCAUUAACAUUCAGGUUUGAAACUAAAACUUCCCACUAUAUCAUCUUCUAUCACCAUGAAACUUAUAUAUGAGCUCAGUUAUCAGUAAAUAACUGUUUAUACACAAAUACUGAUACAUUUUAUCAUUGGCUAUAAAAGAAAAUUAGCAUUUUUUCACAGAUAUGCUCAUUUUCAUGGGCAUUUGAUGUGUGUGUGGUUGGCUAAUAAAUGUUGUAAUUAGACUUAAACCAGCUUGUAGCAGUGCAGUUUAACUAAUAAUGGAGCUGAUUAGUUUCUGACUCUGUUAACUAGGAUUAAUCAGGAGUGUGUGAGCUACCCUCUCAUUUGAGUCACUGCUGCUAACACACUUGUCUGAAAGAAAAGAGAAUUCAAUCCACACACACACACACACAAUGAUCAUAAAUAAGUGAUAGUGGAUCUACAUAGUGAUUGUGAAUUGGGUUAAAGUUCUCACCUUAGUUCCUGGAACAGAACACACACAUGCAGAUAAUGUUUAUAAGAACAGAGAUUGAACACACACAGUAAUCCAGAAGAGUCCAGAUCCUGCAGACUGCUCGGGAUCAGGAAGCUCAGAUGAAUGACCUGACUCGUGAUUAUGAUUAUCUGAAACACAAACACACAGUGACACAGAGAUCUCAGUAAAGUACAGAGAAAGGCCUGAUCUGCAGGAUUAAACAGGAAAGUGUACAAGUCUUAUAAGUCCUUUUAGUGUUGCGCAUACACACUGCUCAGGUUCUGACUCGUAUUUUUAUGUAAGAAUAGAAAAUUCAUCUCUAUUCUCUAUUCUUUUUCAUUAAAAUGUCUCUCAGUAACAUAUUUGGGAAGUGACUUGCUAUCUGAAAUAUUUUUAUCAUCCACACUGCAUUGAUAUGAACUCAUUCAUCAUUUACAUCCUACAUCCAUUCUACGACCACUCCAAUAUAGAUUUUUAAUUAAUUUCAGUUUUAAAAUAUUUAGCCCUGACACAAAGAUCUGAUUAUCUGAGUGGAGAAUAUAUUCAAAUUCAGAUUCAAAUUUUACUGGUCACACACACAGCAUGGUACACUGUACAACAUGCAAUGAGAUACUUUUUUAUGACUGUCCGUGGCAUAAAAAUAGAAUAAACCAGAAUUUACUUGUAUACAAGUAGGAAGGGAAAAAAUAAUGUAAUAUGAGAUAUAAAAGAUAGAUGGCAGCAACAGUAUGGAAUAUAUUAGGAAGUUCAGAUAUGUGCAGUUUAUGUGUAACACAAUGCUAUGCAACGUCGGGCUGAGGUGGUUGCAGUGAACUUGCUAACAUAUGUAAUAAGUAUUUAUAAAUACGGGGUAAUACGGGUUUAUUAACAGGAUGGACGUGGCGUGGGUGUUGUGCAAACAAGUCCAAGCUCUAGUUGAAGCUCCAGUCCUGGCUGAGGGACAGAAUGGCCUGUGGGAAGAAGCUCCUCCUCAUUCUCUCUGUGUUGGCCUUCAGGGAGAGGAAGUGCUUCCCUGACUGCAACAGAGAGAAGAGUCCAUUGUGUGGAUGGCUGAGAUCUUUUACUAUCUACCUGGCCUUGGUCCAGCAACUAAACCUUUUCAUUUAAACCACGAAUAUAAAAGAGAUUUAGCCAUAAUAUAGUGCUGUACUUGUACUUUAAAAAUGAAGCAACCAAGUGAGGAAAAAUUCCAGAUUAUUAGAACAUUAAAAGUCUGAAGAGUUUCAGUUUGUCUUGUUGAUCAACUGUAUAAUCUUUCUCCAGAACCUCAAGUGCUAUAUUUUAUUCUCUGUUAAUUUAAAUAGACUAAAAAAAGACAGAAAGUAAAUAAUAAUAAUAAUAAUAAUAAUAAUAAUAAAACAGAAUGAUAUAGGUGUGGCAUGCUGGCCUAAAGCCUAACUGCCCGAGUUGCUGCGGGGAUGGCUGUUACUGUAACACUCGUGAUGUCAUUAAUAAUAUUAUCAUUAUAUAUAUAUAUAUAUAUACAGAGAGAGAGGGAGAGCGCUCAGGUAUGCCUCAUUUCCGGGGAUAUUGCCUUGUUUCCUGGCCUGUGCUUGUGGGAAGCUGCUGUGACUGCUCUGGUACAUUUUGCUGUCUGCUCUUCCGGAUUGGCUUCAUUGUUUGAAAAGUGGGUGAUAACAUUCCUGCCGGUUUAGUGCUCUUCAUCUGAUCGCAUCUGCCUUUCGUCAGGUUUGUAUUUUGUUUGAUUAGUGCAACAGUGUAUCGGCUGUUGAAUGUAAGCUGAGUAAUUGAGAAUCCUGUUAUAACCAGAGUCCUGCGGCCAUUUUGUUAACGGUAGGUUAGUGUUUCUUAGUGUUUCCUUCUUUUUUUAUAACAUUGAAUAUCAUUAUUUUAAACCGUAUCCACUGUCUGCAUGGUUUGCAGGAUGAAGUGCAGGUUCUUUGCUCCUAGUGGUCUGCAUCGAGCACAUCAUGUGUUUGUUCCUGUGUGUUAGCCCUGGUCGUGGAAACUUUUGUUUUUUUUUUUCUUUUUGUAUUUAAUACACCAGCUGAUCAUUCAGUUUAAUAUUAAAAUAUUGCUUUCUUCUUUGUGUAUUGGAGCAGUGUGAUUGGGUCAAACAAAUGAGAAAAACAAUCAGCCAUCAUUCAGUUCAACAGUUCAGUUGUUUCUUUCUUUGUAUGGUCAACUUGGAACACUAUUAUAUUGUUUAUAUUGUUUAUAUUUGUUAUCUGCAACAGGGCUACUAUUUUGUG